AUGUCGUCAGAACCUGAUUCGACAUCAGAAACAAGAAAAUUGCGAGAAGUGUAUCCAGCAAUAGAACCCUAUAAUACUGGAAUGCUGAAAGUAUCGGAAAUUCAUACUCUGUACUAUGAAGAAGUCGGAAAUCCUGCUGGUAAACCGAUUGUAUUUGUACAUGGAGGACCAGGUGGUGGAACAGAUUCACGUGAUCGACAAUUUUUUGAUCCACAAGCAUAUAGAAUUAUUCUAUAUCAUCAACGUGGUGCUGGUAAUUCGACACCCAGUGCAUGUUUAGAACAAAAUACAACGUGGGACUUGGUCGAUGAUUUAGAGAAACUACGUAAUCAUUUUAAUAUUGAACAAUGGGUUGUAUUUGGUGGUAGCUGGGGGUCCACAUUAGCUUUGUCUUAUGCCGAAACACAUCCGGAUCGGGUUAAAGGAUUAAUUUUGCGUGGUAUAUUCUGUUGUCGUCGUAAGGAACUAUUGUGGUUUUAUCAGGACGGUGCUUCAAUGAUAUUUCCUGAUGCAUGGGAUAAAUUUUUAGAGCCCAUACCCAGUGUGGAGCAUGGUGACUUAAUGUCAGCAUAUCAUCGUCGUUUAACUGGUACAGACGAACAGGAAAAGUUAAAAGUUGCCACCGCAUGGUCUGUGUGGGAGUUAGCAACAUCACGUUUAUAUAUUGAUCCAUCAUAUAUAGCUCAUGCAACAGAUGAUGCCAAAUUUGCUGUUGCUUUUGCUCGUAUUGAAACACAUUAUUUUGUAAAUGGAGCAUUUAUGAAAGAAGAUGGUCAAUUGAUUAAAAAUGCUGAUAAAAUAAAAGAUAUACCUGGUGUCAUUGUUCAAGGUCGAUAUGAUGUCGUUUGUCCAGCUUAUACGGCUUGGGAUUUACAUAAGGCAUGGCCAAAAGCGGAAUUUCAUUGGGUGGACGAUGCUGGACAUUCAUCUAAAGAAGUUGGAAUAGUUCAUGAAUUAAUCACUGCAACAGACAAAUUUCGAGAAUUAUAA
This is a messenger RNA of Rotaria socialis, 990 nucleotides long. The record is from the annotation of a GenBank genome assembly. Lineage: Eukaryota; Metazoa; Rotifera; Eurotatoria; Philodinida; Philodinidae.